AUGGACUUAUCUAUGGCGGCAGAUAAUAGAUCCUCCUCAGAAAAGGCUGUAAAAGAAUCUUUUAUGAAUGGACUUCAAGUCUUUGAAACACUUUAUCGAUUUCCCAAGCCUAUCAUUGCAAGAAUUAACGGACCAUGUCUAGGUGGUGGGGUCGGUCUAGUGUUUACAACUGAUAUUCGAAUAGCGUACCAAGAUGCUUAUUUUGCCUUAACAGAAGUCAAACGUGGUAUUAUACCUGCCAUUAUUUCACAAUAUGUUGUACCUGAAUUAGGGCCUCAAAAGGCUCGUGAAUAUAUGUUAACAGGAAGACGAGCUAAUGUUAGAGAAAUAUCUAAUUGUUUAAGUUAUGUAGCAAAUUCGAUAGAUGAAUUAGAUGAUCAAGUCGUGUCCUAUGCAAAUAUGCUGUUAGAAUCAGCACCUGGCGCUAUGACAGAUAUAAAAAGAUUGAUUAGCAUAAUUCAAUCUGGUGGAGAUACGAAUUCUGCUAUUCGUAUUCGUGAAGUGGUUCAAAAAUCCUAUUUAAACAUGAUGCAAUCAGAAGAAGCUGCUUAUGGUAUUAUGGCAUUUGUAUCUAAGCGGCCAGCUGAUUGGUCUUCUUUUGUAGAAGAGAAUAAUAAGUCUAAAUUGUAA
This is a messenger RNA of Cokeromyces recurvatus, 630 nucleotides long. Its product is annotated as ClpP/crotonase-like domain-containing protein. The coding region runs from base 1 to 630 and encodes 209 amino acids. The transcript has a single exon. Lineage: Eukaryota; Fungi; Mucoromycota; Mucoromycetes; Mucorales; Mucoraceae. The record is from RefSeq and is a predicted model, not a curated record.